This is a messenger RNA of Cokeromyces recurvatus, 556 nucleotides long. Its product is annotated as ribosomal protein S10 domain-containing protein. Gene Ontology annotation, biological process: translation. The record is from RefSeq and is a predicted model, not a curated record. Gene Ontology annotation, cellular component: small ribosomal subunit; mitochondrion; ribosome. Bases 99 to 494 code for a protein of 131 amino acids. Gene Ontology annotation, molecular function: structural constituent of ribosome. The transcript has 2 exons. NCBI's taxonomy places the organism in Eukaryota, Fungi, Mucoromycota, Mucoromycetes, Mucorales, Mucoraceae.
ACAUUAGUACAAAAUCAAAUGCUGCUUUGGCAACAACAGAGACUACAACAACAGAAGCAACAAAAAAUAUCCUUGAUUUACCAGAGGCGGGUGAAACAAUGAAAGAAUUCAGUGAAAUCUAUGAAGUUCCUAAGCGUAUUCAACCUACACAUAAUAUUCCUGUAUGUAAUGUACAAAUGAGAGGCUAUAUUCCUCAGCAACUUGAUUUCUUUGCAGAUUUUGCACGCCGUGCAGCUUACCACAUGGGUAUGCCUUGUUCUGGAACUGUACCUUUACCUACACAAACUUCGCAUUGGACAGUAAUUCGAUCCCCUUUUAUUCAUAAAAAAUCACAAGAAAAUUUUGAAAGAAAGACACAUAAAAGAUUAAUUCAAAUUAAAGACAGUCAUCCAGAAGUAGUUGAUAGAUGGUUAAAAUAUCUUACAAUGAAUGCACCUUCUGGAAUUGGUUUACGUGCAACAAAAUUUGAGUUUGAAUCACUGGGAAAAAAGUAGUUUAUGCAUAAAAGAGUGACGACACGUGGUUCUAUUUAAAGUUUUUUUUUUUUUUUCUUGCU